Phytophthora sojae is the source of this 891-nucleotide messenger RNA. RefSeq lists its product as hypothetical. Lineage: Eukaryota; Oomycota; Peronosporomycetes; Peronosporales; Peronosporaceae. The record is from RefSeq and is a predicted model, not a curated record. The coding region runs from base 1 to 891 and encodes 296 amino acids. The transcript has 2 exons.
AUGCAGUUCCUCGACGGCGUGAAUAACAUGACCAGCGCUCGCUUCGCCCCAACUAAUCAACCAACAAACAUGGCGUCGUCACCUCCGCGUGCGAAAACGUCUCCGGGCAAGUCGCCGCCUAAAGCACCUGGAAGCCCAGUGCACCAAGCGUUCACGGACAUCAAGUCCUCUUGCGGUGAACAAGUGGAUUCCCGCAAGGUCACGGCACCCGUGACGGUCUUCGGUAGCGGUACUCGACCCCGAACGACUAAUGGCUCCAAGUCUCCAGGCCCCGGCGCCUACCAGAUCCCGUCAUCUAUCGGCAAGCCGGUAUUGUCCACGAUGGUUCAGGCCCCAGCGUGCUCCAUCAGCGGGCGUGAAAAGUUCGGCUCCACCUCUGACCUUAAGUUGUCGGCGAAGUUCCCGGGCCCCGGCGACUACACCACCGCCAUCGUCAAUCCACGCGAACGAGCAGCCCCCAGCUAUUCUCUUGGCAAGAAAUGGUCCCCCAUGCCGGGACAGAAGAAAUUCCCGGGUCCAGGUGCCUAUGAGACCACUCCGACAAUUGGCCGCACCGUCCUAUCCACGCAGAAGACCAACCCGAUGUCGUCAUUCCCCAAGGUUGAACGAAAGCCACUACGCACAUCAAGCACGGCGGACGUUGGACCUGGCCAGUACGCUGUCGUUGUCGAGGCUGUGGGCCGGCAGGCAGUAUCGACGCUCACGUCAGCAGCAGCGUACUCCUUCGGCACCGAGUCGCGUACUAAGACUAGCCGCUCGACCGCUGACUCCGUCCCAGGUCCGAACUCGUACGAAGCAAAGAGCUCUGUUGGCAAGCAGGUGGAAUCCACGUAUCGCACGGCUCCCAAGUGCUCUAUGUCUGGCCGGACCAAGUUCGGCAGCCACUUCUAG